Rotaria socialis is the source of this 957-nucleotide messenger RNA. The record is from the annotation of a GenBank genome assembly. NCBI's taxonomy places the organism in Eukaryota, Metazoa, Rotifera, Eurotatoria, Philodinida, Philodinidae.
AUGAUUAUGACAGUUGUUGCGAUUCCAAUUAUUGGCCAAUUUUGGAUUUAUCUUGUAUCAAAUGUUGAAUCUCUUCUUUGCUCGAUAUUUGUAUUAUACUAUCUUCUUUUUGAUCAAAAUCUUCGUCAACGUUUACAUAAUCAUGUCGUUAUCGUUAUUCUCAUCAUAAACUUCGUCACUGAAGUUACAGAUAUUCCAUGGAUUAGCUAUCAAUAUCGAUAUGGUGUUGUCUUGCUAUUUACACCAUUCUUUUGUCACACAUGGAAAUGUAUCGACAGUACAACAUAUUCAACGACAGCAAGGCUUGUUGCAUGGGCAUCCGUCGAAAGACAUAUUCUCAUUUUUCAUACUAAUUGGAUAACUACAAAAAAGAGAAAAAUUCUUUUGCAUUAUUUGCCGAUUAUCGCGAUUGUUACCUACGGAGUCGCAUUAUUCACGAUUACUCAUUUUUUCCUUUCUUGCGUUCGUCCCUUAAAUCCAAAUUCGCUCUACUGUGGAUUCUACAGCUGUAUUUACAACAGUGGAGCCUAUUCAAUGUUUGAAUUUAUCACCGGUGGUAUAACGAAUGGAUUUAUCAUUGCUACAUUUAGUGCAGCUCUUCUUGCUCGUAUUAUACGAAAAAAACUUCGUAUAAAUCAGGAAGUCAAUUGGCGUAAACAGCGUAAAAUGACUAUUCAACUUAUAUCAAUUACAUUAUUAUUUUACAUUUUCUAUUUGCCGGCUAUUAUCACGGCCAUCCUGACUACUGCUGGUGUUCCAAACUAUUAUUUUGAAAAUUUUAACGCUUAUGCACAAUUUUUCUCGUAUUACAUCAAUUUUCUACUUCCUUUUGUUUGUGCGGGAACAUUACCUCAGUUAAAAAUUAAAAUUAAAAAUACAUUACAAUUUUGGACACGGCAUAGACAUACUACUGCGGUUGUACCGACCCAACGUAUUGUUAUUCAAAGAGGAUUUUAA